This is a messenger RNA of Sordaria macrospora k-hell, 549 nucleotides long. RefSeq lists its product as uncharacterized. The record is from RefSeq and is a predicted model, not a curated record. NCBI's taxonomy places the organism in Eukaryota, Fungi, Ascomycota, Sordariomycetes, Sordariales, Sordariaceae.
AUGUGCUCAAUCACUACCGCGUCUGUCAUUGCCAUCUUGAAGCGCAUCAACACCAUCUACUGCGAUUGUUGGUCCUUUUGCUUCUGCCAGUCUGUCAAAACCUCUCCGGCCUCUCUUCCUCUUGUUGCUCCUGACCACGAUGACAAUGAUCAUGUCAAUCGCCAUGUCGAGAUUCUCGAUCCUGCCCAUGAUCUUGAUGAUUUCCUCGCUGUCGAUGAUGCCUCCAAGACGAUGCGCGACGUCAAGAUCUCUGCUACUGUGCAUGACAAGAAUGCUUUGCCUACCUCCGCUGCUGCGCUCCAGACUACGCGCGACGUGAAGAUCUCCGGCCCUGUCUGUGACGAUGAUUUUCCUUUUGCCGAUGCUGCCUGCAAGGCUACGCGCGACGUCAAGAUCUCUGGUCCUGUUCAUGACCAAGAUGAUUUGCCUACUCCGGAUACCGUACCCAAGAUUAGUCGCGAUGUGGUUUCCAAUUUGGAGCCUAUUGAAGAGAGUCUCUACGAAGUGUACUACGAGCAACGCAAAAAUUGGAUGGCUUCGGGGUAUUAG